AUGCCGAAAUUGCCAAACGUGGACGACUUCCCAUCAUUUGGUGAAGUCAAACCACUAGACGAGGGUUUCAGAUGUAUUUGGUAUCUCCCCGAUGAAAAGCGGAGAUGCAGAAACCGAAUAGAACGCGAUAAUCGCCGGGCCGCAGCCUCUGUACACAGAGAGCUCUUGGAAACUCCACCAGGAGGAGACUUGAUUGAAAAGUCAACGUUGCUGGCAGAAUUGACUUGCUGCAAGAGAGAUCAUCUCCCAGAACUGCGAAAAUCAGACCUGGGAGCAAGCAUCCCCAAAAGGUGGCGCAGAGAAAUCCGAACAGCAUCUGGGGUGCCCAGCGAUGUUGAACGCAAGGCAUCAUGCAGCGCGGAUUCGAAAGGCAUCCGGCCAAAGGAGACUGCGAGGGUUACCUGCAUACAAUCUCCAGAACACCCUCCAAGGUACAACCUGAGAUCCCGGACUGUCUGUGAAGCUUCAAGCUGCCCGACAACCGUGAAGUCUGAGAGCCAGCAUCAUGUCUCACAUUUCGUGCCUCGCACCUGCGCCUCUGGUAUAACGUUGUCCACGAAAUUGCUUGAACCGUUAGAGCCACCAACGAAAAAGAAAAAGCAACAAGGGGACUUAUCACCAUCUUGGAAGAAGAAAGGCUCGAUAUAUUGUUUCAGCCGCAAGUCGGACCCGGGUAUGCUGAAGAUAGGCCGAACUGUGGGCUCGAUCGAUCAGCGGCUGGAGAAAUGGAAAAGAGACUGCCAGUACAAACCAAGGGUGAAAUUUGUUGCCGAGCAUGUCCCACAUGUACAGCGUGCCGAGGCCCUGGUACAUUACGAGCUGCAAAGAUACUGGCGGAGAGAGACAAAAUGCAGACAUAAUCCUGAUUGUAUCAGGAAACACCAAGAGUGGUUUGAGGUCGAUAUCGAGACUGCCAAAAGAGCCAUCAAGAAUAUCUCCACCUGGCUCCGAUUCGGACAUCCUUAUGACGAGCAGGGAUAUCUUGUCGACAGGUGGAGGGAGGUAAUACGAGAAAUGGAGAGAGAGCGUAUUGAGGUAACUGCCCAAGCCCUGGUGGAUGCUCUGCAUGACAUUGAAAGGAAAGCCGAGCAGAUUGAACCUCCGCUUUCUUCCCCUGAGAUUAAUCGAACAGGUCGCAGUCCAGGGCGAAAUGCUCAGGCUAUCGCACUUUCGGGUGCUGAAGGCAAAGCGCUGGAGGCGCUGUGGGACGUAUUUAUCAAGUCCAUUCCCUCACUGUUCGUAUCGAAGCGUGGCAAGUCGAGGAGAAGAGUCGUUCAAUUUCCCUUCAGGUCGAUUUAA
Exophiala spinifera is the source of this 1299-nucleotide messenger RNA. RefSeq lists its product as uncharacterized. The record is from RefSeq and is a predicted model, not a curated record. The transcript has a single exon. Lineage: Eukaryota; Fungi; Ascomycota; Eurotiomycetes; Chaetothyriales; Herpotrichiellaceae. Bases 1 to 1299 code for a protein of 432 amino acids.